AUGUCGUAUCGCAAAGUUAUGGCUGAGGUCAAAUUUGGAGAGAUCCUCUACCGGCCACCAAGUAUGGCGAGCACAAAGCAGUUUAAGAAUAUAGGAGAAGACUUGUGGAAGUCUAGAACGGACAAGAUAAACGCAGAGCUAUUUACAAUGGCAUAUGGUUCUCUCGUAGUACAGCUCAUUCAAGAUUACGAAGAUUAUGCCGAAGUGAACAAGCAGCUCGAGAAAAUGGGAUACAACAUCGGGACGCGACUGAUAGAGGACUUUCUCGCUCGAAGUAGUCUUGGACGAUGCGCGGAUUUCCGGGAGGUCGGCGAGGUGGUAGCAAAGGUCGGAUUCAAAUCAUUCCUCAACAUCACACCCUCAGUUGUGCACCAUCCAGCUCCAGGGAGCGGCACAGGAACGGCUCAACCCGCAGGAGCGACGCCACGAUCCUCCUGGUGCAUUUUUGUGCUCACAUUGGACGAGAAUCCAUUGGCAGAGUUUGUCGAAUUGCCUGAAUCUGCUCUCCCAACUGUCGGCGCUGAUUCGACACCGACGGGUGGGUUAUGGUACAGUAAUAUCCUAUGCGGGGUCUUACGAGGUGCGCUGGAAAUGGUUCAGAUGCAGUGCGAGGUCGUAUUUCUGAGCGACGUCUUGCGAGGGGACGAGUCGACGGACAUUAGGGUCAAGUUGGUUCGAUACCUAGAGGAAGAGGUACCAGUUGGGGAUGACUAA
Messenger RNA from Serendipita indica DSM 11827, 714 nucleotides. The record is from the annotation of a GenBank genome assembly. NCBI's taxonomy places the organism in Eukaryota, Fungi, Basidiomycota, Agaricomycetes, Sebacinales, Serendipitaceae.